AUGACUCAGCUGCCGGGAACUGCCCCUUCCGCGGCCGCCCGGGGAUCGCGGGGCCGGCGGGGGCUGCGCGGGGCGGUGGGUGGAGUGUCCUGUUCUGUAGCCAAGAUGUGGCUGUCAGUGUCCAUCCUCUGUGUCCUGGUGGCCUUUGCCAAUGCUCGCAGCAUUCCUUACUACCCGCCUCUCUCCGAUGACUUGGUCAACCACAUAAACAAGCUCAACACCACCUGGAAGGCAGGGCACAACUUCCACAGUGUUGACAUGAGCUAUGUGAAGAAGCUCUGUGGCACCUUCCUGGGUGGGCCCAAGCUUCCCGAAAGGGUAGAUUUUGCUGGAGACAUGGAGCUGCCCGAUAGCUUUGACUCACGGACACAGUGGCCAAACUGUCCCACCAUCAAUGAGAUAAGAGACCAGGGCUCUUGUGGCUCUUGCUGGGCUUUCGGUGCCGUAGAAGCGAUUUCAGACAGAAUCUGCGUCCACAGCAACGCCAAGAUGAGCGUGGAGGUCUCGGCAGAGGACUUGCUGUCGUGCUGCGGCUUCGAGUGCGGCAUGGGGUGCAAUGGUGGUUACCCCUCUGGUGCAUGGAGGUACUGGACAGAAAGGGGCCUCGUGUCUGGCGGUCUCUAUGACUCCCAUGUGGGCUGCCGUCCUUACUCCAUCCCACCCUGUGAGCACCACGUCAACGGGUCCCGGCCACCCUGCACUGGGGAGGGGGGAGAGACCCCCCGGUGCAGCCGGCACUGCGAGGCCGGCUACUCGCCCUCGUACAAGGAGGACAAGCACUACGGCAUCACAUCCUACGGUGUCCCUCGCAGUGAAAAGGAAAUCAUGGCUGAGAUCUACAAGAACGGCCCAGUGGAAGGAGCCUUUAUUGUCUAUGAGGACUUCCUGAUGUACAAGUCUGGGGUCUACCAGCACGUGUCGGGUGAGCAGGUUGGAGGCCACGCGAUCCGGGUGCUGGGCUGGGGGGAGGAGAACGGCACUCCGUACUGGCUGGCUGCCAACUCCUGGAACACCGACUGGGGGGACAACGGCUUCUUCAAAAUCCUCCGGGGAGAAGACCACUGCGGCAUCGAGUCCGAGAUCGUGGCUGGGAUCCCCAGGCCGGAGCAGUACUGGAAGAGGGUGUAACCAUGAUCAAAUCAGAAACAAUCCCAAGUCCCCGAUGCUUUUAACUGAUAGCGGUUGGGUGCAGAGCCCCUUCCUUCUAAGAGACUAUAGUUGAGGUUACUUUAUUAAAGCUUUUUAUCUUUUUGUUUUUUAAUUGUACAGUGGAGGUGCCCUCUGCAAGCCCUCUGCUACUGGUGGGUUGCAGCUCUGGGGCAUUCCCUGCUCAAAGGACUGCUGAAUUGCUGGCUGGCCUCUUGUGCGAUGGGAUUUGGUUAGGCCUGGACCCCUUCCAGGCCAGUCUGUUGCUAGGAAGCAGUAGCUUUGUGCUGGGAUGAGGGACUUGGUGGGGCAGUAGAGAUGGAACCUGUUGGGAAGCCGUGGGCCAGGUGUCAUUUGUUGCACCUCUUGGCUGGCUGGGUCUGGCUCUGAGCACCCAAAGCAAGCAGAGUAUAUCAGUGUGUGCCUUGAAUUGGCUAAACUUAGACCUAUUAAUGACAAAAUACUGACAAGCUUGAUGUGGGGCUGGCUCUGGCUGGAGCUGCUUUAAGGUUUCUCCUGCCUGCAACAAGUCCUUCAUGCAUCGCUUGCUCCGCUCCCUCCAUUCAGCUGCUUUUUAAACCACUUGUUCCUUAGGUGUGUAUUUGGGUGUUCUUUUCUGCUGUAGUCUGGGGUUUUUGAUCCUAGGGAAGGGUCUGGCUGGAACUCCAUGAGCCUUCAAGCAAAUGUCCUGCCAAGCAUCUAGGAGCACACUGAAAAGAGCAAACCACUUCUCCCCCAUAGCCGGGCAGCUUGGGUGGUGCUUUGGCAUGGGUGCUGCCUCCAAAAUUGCUGUGGUGCUUUGGGGCUGUGGGUGCUGAGCAGAGAUGAGGGAUGUUGCUGCAGGGAGCUCGUGCAGAUGCUUGGAGGUAUGUUGCUAAGUUGCACAGGACUGAAGCUUUUCUUCUUUAGAGCCACAGGUGUUAAGGAAGAAGAACCUUAUUUUUGUUACUGGGGGAGAUGUAAUAGCUGUGUAGGAGGAAUCGUGAUUUGCCAACACUAAUAUAGUGAAAGAGCUUUUUUUUAAAAAAAAUAAAAUAAAAUUGUAUAGCACAAACUGUGUUGCUGAGCUGAGGCUGCAGCCCUGAUGGUGUGAAACAGGUUCUCCCUUGCACUGUACCAUAGCCUUUUGUGUCCCCUUCCUCACACUGGUGAGACAGAGCUGUGAUGUGGCUGGAACAACUGUGCCAAUAAAUGACUUCUCCAAUA
Messenger RNA from Apus apus (common swift), 2352 nucleotides. It is a transcript of the gene CTSB, whose product is annotated as cathepsin B. The transcript has 10 exons. The record is from RefSeq and is a predicted model, not a curated record. Gene Ontology annotation, cellular component: lysosome. Gene Ontology annotation, biological process: regulation of catalytic activity. Lineage: Eukaryota; Metazoa; Chordata; Aves; Apodiformes; Apodidae. Gene Ontology annotation, molecular function: cysteine-type endopeptidase activity. Bases 1 to 1128 code for a protein of 375 amino acids.